ACGGGGGUGUGAGGCGGAGCAGCCCCGCUGCCCUCGGCAGGGAGCUGCCCUGGCGUUAGUGCCGGUUUGGGCUCUGGUUUCGCCGUUAAGGUGUGAGUGUGUUGCACAAGAGCUGGCGGUGAUGUUGGGCUGCAGUGUUGGUGUGUGUCUGUAUGUGUAAACAGAUACAUAUAGCCGUAUCUAUAUGUGUAUGUGCAUGGUUAUGUAACUCCAAAGGUUAUUGAAACGGGUGGCGCUUGGAGGAAGGAUGUAGAAAGAGAUUGCUGUGUUAUAUUUAGGAAAAGAUGAUGGACAGUCGCUUUGCCAGUUGCAAAGAGGUCGUAAGUGAGGAGAGUGAGGAGGAAAGCAAUGGAGUCAACUUGAUGGAAUUCUCAGAUGAAAUCCUUCUGCACAUCCUCAGCUAUGUCCCUUGCACAGACCUGGUCCUCAAUGUCAGGAGAACCUGCAGGAAACUUGCAACACUUUGCCUUGACAAGAGUCUAACACAUACAGUCCUGCUUCAGAAGGACUAUAAGGUAAACAAAGACAAAGUGAAGCAGCUGAUGAGGGACAUUGGAAAGGAGAUCUACCAGCUGAACAUGGCCGGGUGCUACUGGCUGCCCAGCUCCACGAUCGACCACGUCACACGGUGCAAGAACCUGGUGAAGCUGAACCUGUCCGGGUGCCACAUCACCUCCCUGCGGCUCUCCAAGAUGCUCUCCUCGCUGCAGCACCUGCGCUCCCUGGCCAUUGACGUGAACCCGGGCUUUGAUGCCAGCCAGCUGAGCAGUGAGUGCAAAGCCACCCUCAGCCGCGUCUCGGAGCUGAAGCAAACCCUUUACACACCCUCCUACGGGGUCGUGCCGUGCUGCACCAGCCUUGAGAAACUGCUGCUCUACUUUGAGAUCCUCGAUCGCUCGCGGGAGGGGUUUAUGCUCUCUGGGCAGCUGAUGGUGGGCGAGAGCAACGUGCCCCAUUACCAGAACCUCCGCAUCUUCUACGCCAGGCUGGCUCCUGGCUAUGUCAAUCAGGAGGUGGUGAGGCUGUACUUGGCAGUACUGAGUGAUCGGACACCUGAGAAUCUCCACGCCUUCCUCAUCUCUGCCCCCGGCAGCUUUGCGGAGACGGGAGCCACCAAAAACCUCCUGGACUCCAUGGCCCGAAAUGUUCGUCUGGAUGCUUUACAACUGCCCAAAGCCUGGAUUAACGGCUCUGGGCUCCUGCAACACUUGAAGUUCAACAACCCUUUCUACUUCAGCUUUAGCCGAUGCACCUUAUCUGGCGGCCACCUGAUCCAGAGGGUCAUUAAUGGUGGGAAGGAUCUUAAAAGCCUGACCAGUUUGAAUCUCAGCGGCUGCGUUCACUGCCUGGCCCCGGAGUCCUUGUUUCGGAAAGCAGAAGAUGACAUCGACAGCAGCAUUUUGGAAAGCCUGGUAGUGUCUUGCUGCAACCUGAGACACCUGAACCUCUCUGCAGCUCACCAUCACAGCUCUGAAAGCAUAGGGAACCACCUGUGCCAGCUCCUGUCCAGGCUAAAGCACCUGCUCUCAUUAGCACUACCAGUUUGCUCCAUCACAGAUGUUGGUGCAAGCGUGGAGAAGCCUCCCACCACACCUAAUUUGGUGCCCCAAACAUUUGGAAGGAAAGUUCGGAUUGGGGUACAGACAUAUCCAAGGAACUUAGGGGACCAGACAAAUCAGAAGAUCGAGUCUUCAGUGUUUUGGGCUCUGAUGGGAAGCCUCAGAUUUUUGGAAACCUUGGAGAUAAUUGGGUCCAGUUUCUCCUCUGCCAUGCCCCGCAACGAGCCAGCAAUUCGGAACUCGUUGCCUCCCUGUGUCCGGGCCCAGAGCGUGGGGGAUUCAGAGGUGGCUGCCAUUAGCCAAUUGACUUACCUACAGAGCCUCACCUUAGCACAGCUGCCAAAUAUUCUCACAGGCUCUGGGCUUGUCAACAUCGGGCUGCAGUGCCAGCACCUGCGGACUCUUUCCUUGGCCAACCUGGGCAUGAUGGGCAAGGUGGUCUAUAUGUCUGCUCUCAUGGACAUGCUGAAACACUGCAAGUGUUUGAGAGAUCUCAGGCUGGAACAGCCCUACUUCUGUGCGGGUGCCCAGUUCUUCCAGGCACUGAGUCACUGCUCCUCUCUCCAGCGGCUUUGCAUCGUCUCCCGGAGCGGGACUCUGCAGUCUGACGCAGUGAUGUCAUUCAUGGCCAGCUGCCUUGAGGUCAUCAUGUGCCACAUGUUUAUGGGAGAGUCUCUUACCGUUUGCAAAAAUCUCCAGCAGUCCAUUGUCCGGAGUUUCCAGGCAGAACGCCCUGCAUUAAACGUCGUCAUUUUCCCUCUGCUUCACGAGGACUUGACAGAGGUCAUCAGAGAUGUCCCCAUGAGGCACUUGGAUGAAAUUACCUUGUUUAAAAGCAGAGUGGCUGAGGAACCUCCCAAUUUGUGGUGGUGACUGCCACAGCGUGGAAAGGACAAGUCAGUGUGAACCCAUGGAGCAGCUUCUUGUUGGCCUGGAUUUCCCAUCCUUGACUCCUGGCCACCUCACUGGAUGCUGUACAAUCACUUCAACCAGGUGCAAUUUCAAAAUAAAAAAAAGCUGGUUCUUUACAGUGGGGAAACAUCUAUUGGAUAUUGCUUGCAUCUGAAAAUCCUGUCUCAAAGGCUUGUGGAAUCUGAUGAGUGUUUCCUUGCGGUUAAUAUGAAUCGUUUUUGUUAUUUUACUGAAGUUAAAGGUAAGAGAAACUGACUUAACAAUGCUCUUUCCCCUGUGUCCCCUGGUGUCUGUCCCAAGGGCCCCUGUGUACGUUGGCAGUGUGCUUUGUGGUUUUGGUGGAAAUCAUUCUUUGCUUCAGUCUGUUUUUGGCAAAGUAGAAAGCCUAGGCCAGCUCAGAGGCACAGAAAUGUGUUGCUCAAUUGAAGUGCAUCACAUCUUUUCUAUGUUACAAAUAGGCAUUUGUAGUCACACACAUGCAGUCACAGAUAUUUAAAGGGGUUUUUUUUUUGACUGAGAAGUACCACAAGGACUCUUUAUUUUUUACUAACAAAUUAAGGUCAUUAACACCUUGACCAUGGUAUGUUCCUGCUGGUGCUGUUUCCGUUGGUCUUGUGGAAGAAGUUCUCAGCUCUUUUGGCAAUCCUUGUCCUAGGGUAGAUGGUGCCUACAGUGAAUAAGUUGAGGCUCAGAUCUGAUUUAUAUGCAGUCUGUCUUGCAGUGUAGAUGGGAAUGUAGUGUUCCAGUUCUGUCCUUAUAUCCCAUGCCUUGAGCUCAUGCUAAUUUUAGAGAUGUUAUGAAGUAUUUUCACAGUGUGAUUUCAGUCAGCUUCUCUGCUCCACAGAACUUCCUCAGGCAUCAGUAGUGGUCUGGAUCACUUUCAUAUUGCCUUAUUUACUGAGCACUUUUAAAAGCAUCAGACAGCUGUACCAAAAGCCAAGUUACAAAUUCCUGGAGCUACAAAUCUGGGUGGCAGAAUUUUCCUUGGUAGCAUACCAGGUCUGUCUUCUGCAAAGCAGCUGCUGACCAGAGCUGUCUAAAUUCACCCAAAUCCCGAAUGUGUUGAGCUCUGCUUUUCUGGGGAGGCCCAGAUUCGUCCAAAGAUGAUGUGCCCAUCUCCUUGUCAGCCUUUCCUACUCAAGAUGCCCUCUCCCAAAUGCUCUUCUGCCCUCAGUGUUCAUAGGAAGCCUGGUCUGAUGGGAUAGAUUUGAAAACAAAAUGCAUCUCCCAGCCUUGGAGGACUUUCUGUCCUUGCUUUCCAAUCAGCCAUGUGUGAGCCUGCCUGGAAUUGUGUCCCACAGGUGUAAAUCUUGAGCCAGGCUGUGACAACCCUUGUGCUCAAAGAGGUUACAGUAAAGAGCAGGUAAGUGUCAGGCUCUGCUAGCACAGGUCUGUGCCUUGCUGGGUCCAACCCUGGUGGUUUGCUGCCUUUCCUGAGGCUCUCAUCCUUCCCCUCUGAGGACAGGGAGCCAGCACAGUCUCUGGAGUGCAGCUGGCAGCAGGAAUGUGAGGCCAGCUCCCCUGGGAAUGCUGCAGUUGAGCUGUGAGCACUCCUCCAGUGUGUGAGGCUCUGCCUCAGCUUCAGCUCCGUGCAGCUGAGUGUGAGGAGCUGCUGCCCUGCUCCUGCCGCUGUUUUACCUCCCCCUCUCCCCCCUGAGGUCGUUCUUUCUACCUCUUGUCAUAUUACUCCCGUUUGAAUCCCCUCUCUUCUUUCCCUCUCUUCAGCACAUCAGGUGUGCUUUUUGACAGGAGCACGAGCUGCUGCUCUGUCCAGUUCAGGCCACUUCAGCUCUGCCUGGUUUUUGUCCGUGUUUCUUUCUGGGAUAACUAGCAGGACUGGGCAGAGGGUGUUUGCAAAGCUGCUUUCUCCUCCUUGUUGGAAGCACUGGCAAAGUUGCUUUGUCCUGCUUGUGCCACUGGCCUCAGGGCAGAGGGAAGGUGGAGGGUGUGGUGGCAGCUCUCUGAUGCCUUAGGGAACCUGUUCAGUCCUGUGAAGGAAUCCUGAUGUUUGGUUGAGUGAGGUCAUUCCCACCCUCAGCGGGGAUUUCCCCUGCAUAAACAGCUGUGGCAUCAUCAGGAGCUUGGCAGUGCUGCCAGCUCACCUCUUCCUGUUCCCCUGGAAAACCUGGACUGGGGGACAGUGGUGUGCAGAAACCAGCUGCUGCUUGAUUCUGGUGUGAAACCUUUGCUCUUGGGGUUGCAAUCACCUGGUGGAACAUGCUGUACACUUGGCUUGGCACAUCCAUAUCCACCUGCCUGGUGUGCUGCUGGAUGGGAGCAGCAGCCAGGGAUGUUUUAUAGUGCUGUUGUUCUCUUGCCAGGGGUAUGAUGUUUGGGCAUCUGUAUUCAUGCAAGUGGGUCACAAGUCCUGAUGAUGCUGCCAGUUAUAAGCAGGGCUAAGAAAGGUCACCCCCAGGUGAUAAAGGUAGCAUCCCAAACAGUCAUAAAGAGCUAAAAUGUCCUUCCACCCCCAGCUCCCCAACUCCGGGCCAGUGCUUGAUAUCUCUACUACAAAUCCUCUUAUGGUGAGUGAGAAUUUCCGCUGCUUUUGCACUCCAGGCAGGAUUCACCAGAUGUUAAUAAUGUGCUUAUUUUCUCUAAGUGCUAUUUUGGCAUCGGUGUUAAUUACAAUUUAUAUUCUGCAACAUUUACACUGGGAAAAGAACCCACCCUAAUAGUACCCAAUUGGCAGAGCUGGGCUAUUAAACACAGCUCCAUAUGUUCUGAGCAGAGCAGUGCAUGGGACUCAGAGCCCACUCAGCACUCAGGCAGGCAGCUGUAGAGGAAGAGAGGGGAGCAGAGACAGGGGUGUUCUGCUCCUGGGUUUUAUUUAAUAUGAAAUCCCCCCCCUCCUUUUUUUCUGUCCCCAUCUCUCCAGAAAUCUCCCUCCUGUUAUCUGUGAGCAUUUAAGGAGGUGAACUCUGAGCCUGCUGAUGCUGCUGUCCGUAGUCUAAAACAAAUGAAUUCAAUUCCAGAAGGUGCCCUUCUUACAGGGAGUGCCUCUGCAGGAUCCCAGCCCCUGCUGGACUGUUCCUUGCUGCCUUCCAGAGCAGACCUCCAAUCUAUGGGAACUGCAGCAGAAAUCUUUGCUUUGACCACCCCCAAAGUGUCCAUGGUUCUGUGGGAGAAGGAUAUUCUGGGACAGUUCUGUUCUUGUGCAAAACUCGAUGUAGAUUGCUGCUCUGCUCACGUCCAAAGUCUUGUUUGGCAAAAUGGCAUUUGGUUCCUGCAGGCUGGGAGGGUCUGGAGUGACCCUGGUGUGGGGAAUUCAGAGGGGCUAAGUCAUCUGUGUUCCUGUGGGUUUCUUUGGAGGGUAGGUUAAAGGACUGCUUCCUCAGCUGUUUGCAAAGCUGAUUUCAUGGUCUCUUUAGGAAAUGGCAGUGUAUCCGCUGCUCUGUUAGGAGAAGGGGCUGUGUGGUGACUGUCUCUUCUUCAGGAGAGCUCUGACUGUGGUCACUUCUCUGUCAGGGAGAAGGAGAGGAUGGGAAUGAGAGGAGGCACAGGGCAGGAUGGAGUCAUGGAUCUCACUCUGGAAGCCAGGCACACAUCCUGUGGCUCGGCCAGUUUGCUCACUUGUGGAAGGAGAGGAGGCUCCCCAGGUGCUGAACCCUCCCCUCCAGGUGAGGUAUUGCUCACAGGGUAGCAGAGGGCAGACCUGGGGCUGGUGUGCACUGAGAGCAGCAGAGCCACAGCCCCACUCACUGGGGUUUAAUUCCUAUCACUGCCUCCUCCUCUGCCAGGAGUGUGGGGUCCCAGGGAGCAGAGCAGGACCUGUCCCCUCACAUGGAUGUUCAGAGCUGUGGGACAGUGGGCAGGUGUGUGGGACCAUCCCUGUGAGGUGCUGGGUGCUUCCUUCCAGCAAUGCUGUUGUAGGAUAGGGCUGUAGAAAUUUGGGACUUUCCCACUGGUGGAGUGAACCAGUGCAGGAGGGUUGUUUCACCUGUCUAAGGGGGAUGCAAUUCCCUCUUGGCUGGUCCCAGCAGAGUGUCCAAAGCUGGGAGAGCAGCGCAGGAGCUGUGCUGGGUGCUGCAGAGCCCAGUCUCCUUCCACUGCAGCUCUCCUGCCUCUUUGAGAUGCACAGGCAGCCAGGGUACUCCAGCAGGAGAAUCAUUUCCAUAGAAACCAAUUGGGAUGUUGUACGGGGAAUAAUGAUUAAUAGUGAAGGGAUGUUGCCUCAGGCCCUUUUCAUUUUUUAGGGGGCAGAGAGGGACAAACUGGGGCACAGGUAGGGGGACAGGGAGACUUGAAAACUAAUGGAAACCAUCUCUUCCAUUAAUUUCCAGGGCAGCUUCCCCUCUUCUCCUCCUACCCAGCCCCCACUGCUGCUCCCAGCUUUCGUCAAAUUUUCAAAAUGGCUAACCUGGUUAGAAAUAAUCAUAAUAAUAAAAAAGGAUGGAUGAGGUCUGACUACUAACAUUGUUGCUGUUAGCAGCAGGAUUUCAGCCAUAAAACAUGAAGCAAGGGAGGCAUUGACCUUUCCGCUGUUUGAAAUGAAUGGAGACAUCAAUAUCUAUUGUUUUGUGGCAUUGACCUCUGACGCUCUCAGCUCGCCCUCCCCUUUCUUUUUUUUUAAUUUCCCCCUGACACUGGAGGAAAGGGGUCAGUCUGUACCAUCUAUUGAUCCCCAUCUUACUUGGUGAUAGGGAAAUAAUUAGAAUUUUAAAGAUCUCUGCUGCACGCUGGUGAAAUACAUACACAGAGGCACAGGCUAAGCCCCCGCUUGCCAUGUUGUGUUCUACCCCCUUCCUUGCAGAGAUCCAAAGCUCUGAGAUCUGAAGGAAGGCAGAUCAAUAUAGGUUUAAUCAUGAUGGGGGUUUUAUUUCAGUUUUUAAAUAGUAAAGUGUAACAUUUUAUGUUAAUGUUGUCAGAGCCUGGCUGCCUGGUGCCUUGUUUUAUUUAUUCUUUUAAGUAGCCCCUUCUUUUGUGAACUUCAUCUAUGUACAGAGAAUGUGAAAUCAGGCAUUGCUAAUUAGCUGUAUGACAAUUAAGUAAUGUAGCACAAAACCAUUAGGACACUGGAUUUGUUUUUGAAGUUUGUCCUUUGAAGUGGAAGCUGCAACUCCCUGCCCAAGGCUGCUGGGGAAAAUGUUUUUCUAUCAAAACUUUCUUUGAAAAUAAAAUGUCAGUGUAAGAGUCCCUAUUUCUGUCGUCUCUCCCUCUAAACAGCGGGUGGAAAUUGUUUCUCCUUGUAAAAACUGCUGGCAUUGAUAGAAAGGGGAAUUCAGGAAAGCAUUAAAUGGGCAGUUGGUCUCCAAACACCCUCAAUUCUGGUAGAGACGUUACCAAAAAUUCUUGUUUAGCUCCUUGAAAGGGAACGGUGCCACACUAGGAGAGAAGACCCAGCUCACAGCUCUGGAGAUGGCAAAGGGAGGUGGUACUAAAACUGGGGGUUCAUCUCUGACACCCCAAGUGCCAUCAGGGUGACAGCCUGCUCACAGAUCCCUGCAGGCUCCUGGGUUGGGGCUCCUCCGCCCGUGCGCUCGUUUGACACUUGUGUUUGCAUCUGGCCCUUUGUCCUCGUAGUGAGUCCAGUUCUGAAUGUGCAACUUUCAUGUACGCUGGUGGCAUGUAAAACUUCAAAUAAAGAGUGGAACAUUUGGAACCA
This is a messenger RNA of Serinus canaria (Common canary), 8076 nucleotides long. It is a transcript of the gene FBXL18, whose product is annotated as F-box and leucine rich repeat protein 18. The record is from RefSeq and is a predicted model, not a curated record. Bases 285 to 2432 code for a protein of 715 amino acids. Gene Ontology annotation, biological process: SCF-dependent proteasomal ubiquitin-dependent protein catabolic process. NCBI's taxonomy places the organism in Eukaryota, Metazoa, Chordata, Aves, Passeriformes, Fringillidae. Gene Ontology annotation, molecular function: protein binding. The transcript is spliced from 5 exons. Gene Ontology annotation, cellular component: SCF ubiquitin ligase complex.